This is a messenger RNA of Ambispora leptoticha, 528 nucleotides long. The record is from the annotation of a GenBank genome assembly. Lineage: Eukaryota; Fungi; Glomeromycota; Glomeromycetes; Archaeosporales; Ambisporaceae.
AUGUAUACUGGCACCGCUCAAGCAAAUUCUAAUAUGCCUUCCUCUCUCUCAAAAUAUAACUCCAUACACACCAAUGCUCCAAAUUUACCUUGCCCUUGGCCAGCUUGCACCUUCGGCGCUGUAGCAAUCGAAGAAAUAUGCAAUCACUUUGUCUGUUCUCACUGCGAUAAUAAUGUUCCUCGUCACGACUCAUCAAACUUUGUUGAUGAUGAAUAUUUGGAGAAUCAAGAAACCGUAAAAACGAAUAUUGACGUCGACGACCCUUCUCUGCUUUUUGGCAUUUCAAACCACGAGAUCGAACUUUUGAAAGAGGAAUUAAACGAGAAAGUUUAUAAAGUAAGACUAAAUGAGGAUGAGCAACAGAAACAUCUUGAAAUGAAUGGGUCGAAAAAUUUUGCGGAGACGGAUAUUGUAAAGAAAAUAGAAUAUUUGCUAGCAGAGAAUAAUUACCUUCGUCGAACGGUCGUGAAAUAUAAAGAAGAAAAUAUAGUGCUCAAAGAGAAAACAAACUCUUUGGAUUUACAAUAA